AUGGAUAAGUGUUCUGUUACAUACUUCCAAAAGCUGUUUGUCAAGGGCACCAGACUUCCAUACCUCUGCUGGGAUUCCAUCCACACCUGUGCAUUUAUUAUUGGAGAGGGAGGUAACUGCUACUUUGAGUUCUGCAAUGAGUGUCCCGUACUCCACACACCUGAUGUGGGUGAUACCAGACGGUACGCCUUUCCUGGCUUCUGGAUUGCUGAGAAUGUGACGUCAUUUGACUUCAUGGUCAGCGCUGACAAUGAUGCGCACAUUGGACUCUUCGCAAGUAACGUGUCAGACGAAAAAUACGAAAUUGUUAUCGGUGGAUGGAACAAUGCUCGUAGCGUUAUCGGACGAAGUGCCAGUUCCGAUCUUUUGACUUGGAGAGAAUUAUCUCCUCAACAAGACUUCCGUCUGACAGGAAAUCCAGUUUUUGACCACUACCAGCUAUCCUUCGCCAACGGUUAUAUUAAGUUAAGUCGUUAUGAUACACAACUAGCCUUUAUAGACGCCACUGACCUGGAUCCUCUUGCAAUCAACUGCGUCGGAAUAAUGACUGGGUAUGGAUCAGUAGGGUAUUGGAAAUUCCCGACAUUCUGCCAGGAAAGCCAAAACAAGGAUCAUGCAUAAGUGCUGGUUGAGGCAAUCAUGUAGACCAUAAAUUAAUUGAAUUGUAUAGUCAAUCUGCUGUUAAACUUGGGAUUGUCAAUAAAUUUAAAACAUUGUAGCUUUUUCUCGAGAUGAUUAUACAGGGCAUCGUUUCACGGAGCAGUCAUAAGUUCAAAUUCGCCGACAUCCGAUGUAAUACACGCGUUUCAAUCGGAUAAUAGUGAACUUGUACGACUGUUUCGUGAAACGUUGACCCGUUUCAUAAAGUUACGGUUAUAGCAUGGUAAAAAUAAAAUAAUGUAACAUUAUUGAUCACAGUAAUGGUAGGUCAUCUGUAUGGACAAAGCCGGGGGGAAUACCACGUAAAUAAUUCUAAGAUGAUAAUUUGAAGAAUAUGGAGUUCAUUGCAGACGAGAAUUCACAUUUAUUUGCUUUUUAUUCCCCGUGCAAUAUGUAAAACAUAAAGAACAAUACAGUAAAAAAAAAAAAUCCGAAAAUAAAAAGAAGGCGAAAUAAAAGUAGGCGCAUCAAAAGAUGGCGAAAAUGAAGAGAUUAUACGAACUUCGUAGCAUUUGGAGAAAUAUUUGUUGUAUAAAUUAUAAGGGUCACCAAACCUGUCAUUUGACUGGUGACAUAAUUUGAAGAUGAAUUAUUGAUAUGAUAAGACGGGAAGAUGCAUAUCUAGAAAGUUUAUUUUUUGUAAACGUAUCAAAAUCACUAUUGUUGCA
Messenger RNA from Strongylocentrotus purpuratus (purple sea urchin), 1328 nucleotides. RefSeq lists its product as uncharacterized. Lineage: Eukaryota; Metazoa; Echinodermata; Echinoidea; Camarodonta; Strongylocentrotidae. The record is from RefSeq and is a predicted model, not a curated record. Bases 1 to 621 code for a protein of 206 amino acids. The transcript has 3 exons.